Drosophila teissieri is the source of this 3157-nucleotide messenger RNA. RefSeq names its product protein C12orf4 homolog. The transcript is spliced from 3 exons. Lineage: Eukaryota; Metazoa; Arthropoda; Insecta; Diptera; Drosophilidae. The record is from RefSeq and is a predicted model, not a curated record. Bases 91 to 1698 code for a protein of 535 amino acids. Gene Ontology annotation, cellular component: cytoplasm.
UCAUACUAAUUGCAUUUCUUUUGGACGGGGGGCGUUAACUUGCGAAUUAAUGAAUUAAACUAACUAAAACACCGACUAAAGGCUUUUGAAAUGGACUCCACUGCCACUCGCACGCUGCCCUUUGUGUACAAGUACAAAAAUCAUGAAGGCCAAGACUGCGAAUCCCGGCUGGACAUCACUUUUCCCUUUGACCAGGAGAAUCUGGAGGAGUGUGUGACCCAGCUGAUGGCGCCCACCCAGAUGGACCCCAUGAUGCGAUACCUAGACGAGAAUAUUAACCUGGAAACGGAGUUGCAGAAAUUCGUGGACACGGAGCAGCAAAACUUCCUGGACGACCAUGCCGAAAAGCUUCUCAAUCAGGCGGCCAACGAGGAGCUGGACAUCGAGGCCAUUGUACGGGACACAGAGCGGCUGUACAAGGAGGAACUGCUGCAGUUUGCCGAUCGUGUGGGUCCCAGCGAUGCGGAUAUAUUCGCCCAGAGCUUCCAUCGCCUGGUGCACUCCUCGUCCCUGGAGGACAUACUUAAGCGAGAGCGAGCCUAUGCCAAGGUGGUGUCCGACAUGACCGAGCACAUGGACAGCGAGGUGGAGACUCUGAACAACUCCCAGCAGCAGGAGAUGGAUAGCCAGAUAAACCAGUUGGACAUCACCACCACCUCGGAGGAUAUCAACAAUCUGCUGGCCCAGCAGUACACCACGCAGAAUUAUGUGCGGAAGCGAUACGAAUCCGAGCUGGAGGCAAUGAUAGGUCAUCAGAAGAACGAGUACCGGGAUUGGAUCACCAGUCAAGUCAGUCAGAUGUUUCAAGUGUCGCCGGUGGCCACGCCGCUGGGCAACCGCUCCUCGAUGUUCGUCUCGCAACAGCCAUCAAUGGAGGAGAGUUUCACCAUUCACCUGGGCUCCCAGCUGAAGCACAUGCACAACAUACGCAUUCUAAGUGCCAAUGUCACGGAGCUCUGUAGUCCGCUGCACGCCGAGGAGAGUCUCAAUGGCCUUAACAUGGCUCUGGGAUUGUACUCCAGUUCACUCUGCGGCGUCGUCGUGCUGACUCCUUCGAUUCAGGCCCAGGCCAACAAGAAUAUCAUUAAGAAUGCCAACAAGUCCACCGAGUUCCACUUUGAGCAAAUCGACGUUCAGCUGGAGAAGAUCGAGAAGCAGAUUAAGAAUCUGAGCACUGAAGACUCGAGUGGCAGUAGUACUAGCAACAGCAGUGCCGAGGGCAGCGCCACAACCUCUCCGACCAAGAAGAGCGUGCCCAGACUGAAAACAGGCGACUUCUUCAUCACAAAACACUCGAAUCUCUCGCAAACGCACGUAAUUUUCCACCUGAUUUCGGACGAGCCCAUCAACAGUCCCAGUGAGAUCAACUCGCGACAUCCGGUGAUCUUGGGUUUGCGCAACAUCCUGAAGACAGCUAGCAGACACGACAUAACCACGCUGACCAUUCCGGCUCUGCUGCGCCACGAGAUGAGCGAGGACAUGACUGUCCAGUGGUGCAUCAGAAGAGCGGAGCUGGUGUUUAAGUGCGCCAAGGGUUUUAUGAUAGAAUCUGCAUCGUGGGGCGGAGCUGAGUUAAGCACCCUGCAAUUGCUACUGCCUGAUGACAUAUCGGAAAGUUUGUUCACCACUCUGGCGGGAAUGGUUCCCAGCGUUUUUCACGUGGCCAAUCCGAAAAUACUUGUGGACACCAGCAAGUAGACUGCGAACACAUUCCUCAACCGAAACUUUGAAAAAGACUUUAAAUUAUUUGUAUGAAUAUACAGUUUUAUUCAGAUUCAGAGUUAUAUAUGUAUGUAUAUGCUUCGUUAUUCGUCGCUUCGCUCAAAAAGUUGUUUUAACUUCAACACACUCAGAAUUUUCUGUAAAUGUUCCUGUAUCAAUUUUUGUCAAUAAUUCAUCGCAACCUUUUCAAAACUACAACACUACAAUGUAUAAGUACAUAUUCUCAUAUAUAUAGUUAUAUGUUAGGCAUAGGUAUCAUGUGUAUAUUACUUCCAAAUGUAAAUGUUUAUCUUUGGUUUCGAACCCCCACGCAUUUCGUUAUGUGUUAUGUGUGUAUCUCUGUGGAUUGUAUUUUAGUCUGUUCGGUUAUCUAUUACGAUUAUAAUGAUACUUUGAAUAACUCUGAUCAUUAACUUGUAAAUAUGCUUUUGAAAUAUAUAUUUAUGUAUAUCUAAACAAUUGUAUUCUGCGGUAUGUUAUAGGUUUGUUAACAAUAAUUAGGUUUCUUUAUGUUCAUUAACAUUUCGCUGUUUAACUAUGUUUCGAUUUUCUUUUUUUUGGAUUUAGCCCAGUGCGUUGUUUGUUGUGUCUGUGAUUUGCUGCUUUGCAGUGGGAGUAGAGUUUCAGAAAAUAUUUAAUUAAUGCUUCAGUUGUGUAUUUGAUUGGUUUGUCCGGCUUAAGGGUUACAUAAAAUUAGUGACAAGUGUUAAGGUACAGGAACGGACCGCUUUGAGUUUUAGGUGCGAGCAAUAUAAUACACAUAUAUCGUAUCUCUGGGAUCUUUGUUGUGCCAUUGAAAGCAACUUGUGGGAAGGGAUAAUCGGUUUUUUGGUCUUGCGGGGAACUGGAUUAAAAGAAUUGACAUAAACGGCGUAAUUAAUUGGUAAAGUAGCUCGUAUAAAUAAAUUACUUUUCUAUAGCCGAUUGCCAAUAAAUGCGCAAAGGAGUAGUAUGGCCUUCAGAGCAUGUUCCCUUCUCUUGGGGACGCAUGUUCCAGUAGAAAUUAUAUAUUAUAGUUAAAUUAUAAGCCGAUGCUCUGUCUUACGCAAGGUGAUUUAAUAAAUACUUUAAAAUUAAUUCUGAGAACAGUGCUGUGGUCUGAGCUCUCUUAAGUAUACAUUCGUGUCGUGAUCUAUUUAAAUUUCGUUAGUUUUUGCUACAUUGAAGAAGAAUGUGCUACACUUCGCAUGCCAAAAAUGUAAUGAAGUAUUCUAUAUAUGGGGUUUUAGCUUAAUACCUGGCGCAUGCCUUAAACUACUUCGUAUGGGUAGUAUGCCUAAAUAUAUUUAGUUAAAUCAGAACAUAUUAAAAAGUUUACUAAAAUUGAAACUAUCACAAAAAACAAAUACUUUAUCAAAAGUACUAAGGUAUAUAAACUCAAAUAAGUUACGAUUUAAGGGUUGAGUAUGCAAGUGGAUGUUUUGGUGCCAAAAGG